CCGUCACGUUCAUGUAGAAAAAGCUCCGGGUGUUUUGCGUGCCAAUACGAAAAUUGCCCCAGUGUUCGCCGCUUAAUUGGGGAAUGUGCGACCGGGGCGCGUUCGCCCGGAAAAACUAAUUCCGGUCGACUCCGUGUCGCUCUCGAUGUGAAAACUUUUUUUGAAAAAAAUUAUGUGAUUUUCAAAAAUUAUGUGCUUGAGCGUCUUCAGUGCUUAAGGGCAGUUGGAAUUAAUGGCACGUAAAAUCGAUGAAUUUAUAUCCAUGUAGUAAAAACAUUAGAUUGUUAUAUGGACUGAAUCGAGCUGUAUUAGUGUCAGUUUGCACGCUACACUGCUUCUCCGACUAAAAUAUUUUAUAACUUCAGAGUGCGAAUUCAUCAAUCAGUUUGUUCAUCGGUAAUAAAAAUGUAACAAAAAACAUUGCAAUAAAGUGGGUAGCAUGGAAAUGAAACAGAUGUUAACAACGGUCCCGACAUGAACAAGAUCACGUUCGUACGAGAUGAAAUCCUAUACUGUUGUUUCACGUUAAAUAAAGGGUAGUUGGGACAACAAUCGUCAUGGGAAUAGAAAAAUGGCCACUGUUCUUGUUUAUUUUUGCCCUACACGUUCUCAAUUCGGCGGAUGCUCAAGAUAGCACGGCACUUCCCCAGGCCCACGUGUUCCAGUUCAGAGAUCCUGAAGCAGACCUUGGAGAUGAACUAAAUGAGCUUGGAGCUUCGUUUUCUCCCGUAGAGAGUCCUCCAGUUCACUUUGCGACCGAAAAUAGCACGGUCGUGACAUCUCAAACAGGGUCAACUGCUCUGAUACCAUGUGUAGUCAACAACAUAGGAGAUGGAAUGGUCUCGUGGAUUAGAAGAAAGGAUUAUCAUUUACUCACAGUUGGAUUAACAACAUACAGCAGUGACGAGAGGUUUCAGGCUAUACAUUUGCAACAUUCAGGGGAUUGGACUCUGCAAAUCAGAUAUGUACAAAAUAGGGACGCUGGCUUGUACGAAUGCCAAGUGUCUUCGCAUCCGCCCACUAGCAUUUUUAUUCACCUUAAUGUCGUUGAGGCGCGCGCUGAAAUUCAGGGACCCUCAGAAAAAUACCUGAAGCCUGGUUCAGGUUUACGGCUCCAAUGUAGCGUUCUACAAAGCACAGAACUUCCAACCUAUGUGUUCUGGUAUCACAACAAUCGGAUGAUCAACUACGACGUCGAUCGAGGAAUUAACGUCACGACAACUCUUUCAGAGAAAACCAGCAUUUUAACAAUAACAAGUGCUGCUACACACCAUUCCGGAAACUACUCCUGUGUUCCUAGCAAUGCUCAGCCUGCAAGUACAUACGUGCACAUAUUAAACGGCGAAAAUCCGGCAGCAAUGCAACAUGGAGCCAGAGGACUUUCGUGGCUGCAGUGCAGUCCCUCAUCCUGGCUUCUCGUCCUCUCUAUCAUCAACAUGUUGUGCUAGUUACAACUGACAGCAGGUUACAAGGACCUAUGAAGUUACACCAACAAUAAUUAUUGUUCGACGUGAGAAUUAGAGAGCAAACUUCACAGACUUUAUAUUGAAGUGUGGUUGCAUGAAGGAAUGAUUUAGUGACACGUUAUAAAAGAAUAUUAUUAAUUAAUUAAAACGUUAAAUUAAAAGUGAGAGCCAAAAGGGCACAUUUUGAUUAUUUUGGAGAACCACCGAUUCUGUUACAGAUUUUCAACUAUAACUGCCACUUAUUUCAAGAACAGUGUCCUUUUAGCUUUAUUAUUGUAUUCUCGAUUAAAAUUAAACGUACCCUUGAAAGCCCUACUACAGAAACUAAGAUUUUUAAAUUUUCUGACGACCAAGUUUUUUCUACCAGCGCAAAUUUUAUUUUCGGUUUUUAAUUAAUAUGUCAACACUGUGCGGCACGACGUACUGUACACCUACUUUCAAGAUGUAAUUAUCUUUGAAAAAAUACCUACACAUACGCCAAUUUAUCAUUUUGCAAUAUUUCCAGAGCAGUCGAUAAAUCAAAACAGUGUAUGAAUUUGUAUGAAACUUUACGUGGUGUCGAGAAAGAAUCUAAUUUCUAUCUUUAUGAAAACUACACCUACGUUUAAAGAAUAAAGUUCUUGGCAAUUUCUUUACAUUUUUUGUUUGUUCUAUCAACAUUUAAAGGCUUUUGUACAUAAUAACACAUCAUAGCGUAAAAAAUGUGUAUAAAUGUCACAUUCCAUUUAUCACUUAAAAUGAUUGAUUGUGUGAUAAGUAUACUUAUAGAUUUAAAUCGAUAUAUAUUAAAUUUUUACAUCAUGUUAUUAAGUUAGGUAUGUUUUUGGAACCUGUUAUGACUGUUAUUUUAUUAU
This is a messenger RNA of Zophobas morio, 2320 nucleotides long. Its product is annotated as zwei Ig domain protein zig-8-like. The transcript has 8 exons. The record is from RefSeq and is a predicted model, not a curated record. Gene Ontology annotation, biological process: synapse organization. NCBI's taxonomy places the organism in Eukaryota, Metazoa, Arthropoda, Insecta, Coleoptera, Tenebrionidae. Gene Ontology annotation, cellular component: neuron projection membrane. The coding region runs from base 558 to 1448 and encodes 296 amino acids.